This is a messenger RNA of Colletotrichum higginsianum IMI 349063, 1041 nucleotides long. RefSeq lists its product as uncharacterized. NCBI's taxonomy places the organism in Eukaryota, Fungi, Ascomycota, Sordariomycetes, Glomerellales, Glomerellaceae. The transcript is spliced from 2 exons. The coding region runs from base 1 to 1041 and encodes 346 amino acids. The record is from RefSeq and is a predicted model, not a curated record.
AUGUGUUCGACCUACGGAUGCCGUGACCCUCAGACUACCUGGGAGAGAACAUACACAAGUAUUCAUGCACACGGUUCUUAUCAGACGUCCCCCACCAGCAAUCCCCUCCAGGCGUCCUCACUCGCUCGUCAGGUUGAUGUGCACCGCCUUCAUGUUCUAGUAUCCCUGCAGCCCGCCCUCGCCCAGUUCCCUCCCGAUGCCGCUCUGCUUCACGCCGCCGAACGGCACCCGAACGUCCGAGUCAUUGCUGCUAUUCACCUACACCAUGCCGGCCUCGAACUCCCUCGCGACGCGGUGCGCCAUCGCCAGGUCCCUGGUGAAGACGGCGGCGCCAAGCCCGUAAGGCGAGUCGUUGGCCAUCGCCAGCGCCUCCUCCUCGGCCCGGAACCGCACUGCGGCGGCGGUGAAUUUCGCGACAAACGACUCGUACACAGCCUCGUGUACGAGGAUGCGCGAGGUGGCCGUGCAGACCUGCCCCCCCGUUUGCUCAUGAUGCUCUCGCAGGAGCAGCGGACGGCCCGGUCGAGGUCGGCGUUGUCAAAGACGAUCAGGGGCGACUUGCCGGCCAUCUCGAGCGGUGACAAUUUUCAGGGUGCCGGCGGCGAGCCCCAUGACCUCCUUACCCGUGGCCGUGCUGCCAGUGAAGGCCACCUUGUCGACGCCCGGGUCUCCGGCGAGGGCGGCGCCUGCCUCGCGACCGUAUUCGUUGAUGAUGGUGACGACGCCUGGAGGGAAACCGGCCUCCUUGAUCAGCCUCACGAUGGGUUGGUGGUGGUCAAGGUCUGCCGGUUGGAGCUCGGGACAAAGUCAUUGUCGAUGAAGAGGCCGAGGGGCUGGGCCCAUGUCCUGCCGUUCGGGGCGGCCAGAUCGGCGGCGGGGCAACGUGGUGAAGGGGCGAUUGGCGGGAAUGACAAAGGUUCUCGGCGGCAUUCGGCAGGCUGGUCGGGUCACCCCGGUCGGAUGCAACAGGGCGGGAAGGGAGAGCGGACAUGGUUCACGAGCGAGAACGAGAGGGGGGGAGGGGAGAGGGGAGAGGGGUGA